AUGUUGCCAAUUGAUAUUAAUUUGCAAAGUAUAAGGGUGGCUAGACAAGAUGAGAUACCAGUAGUAGAUUAUUGGAAUUCUUUAUAUGAUGAGCUCAAUGAACUAGAUGACGAAAGGUUGAGAGCUUUAGAGCGGGUGAUUCGACGAAAAGAUGUUAUGUCAAAAUCAUACAACCGCCGUGUUAAAGCAAAGACAUUUGCGGUUGGAGAUUUAGUGUGGAAAACAAUUUUGCCUAUGGAAGAAAAGUCAAAAACUUAUGGUAAGUGGUCUCCAACUUGGGAAGGACCUUAUGUGAUUGACAAGAUUUAUUCCGGAAAUGCCUAUAAGAUUAUUGAAGUCGGAUUAGGAAGAAGAAUUACUUCAAUAAAUGCCAAGUAUUUAAAAAUAUAUAGGCCAGGUAUUCAUGAGAUAACAUUCCACAUGUUUAAGAAUACAAAAAUAUCCAGUUGA
Messenger RNA from Arachis ipaensis, 450 nucleotides. RefSeq lists its product as uncharacterized. Lineage: Eukaryota; Viridiplantae; Streptophyta; Magnoliopsida; Fabales; Fabaceae. The record is from RefSeq and is a predicted model, not a curated record.